Messenger RNA from Anopheles arabiensis, 6497 nucleotides. It is a transcript of the gene Np, whose product is annotated as serine proteinase stubble. Gene Ontology annotation, biological process: proteolysis. The transcript is spliced from 12 exons. Lineage: Eukaryota; Metazoa; Arthropoda; Insecta; Diptera; Culicidae. Bases 1496 to 5332 code for a protein of 1278 amino acids. The record is from RefSeq and is a predicted model, not a curated record. Gene Ontology annotation, molecular function: serine-type endopeptidase activity.
UGUCAAGGUCUCUUUCCAGCGAGGCUCUUGAUCUGCGACCACACCAGCACAGACUCCGCGCUCCCGGACCCCGCAGCGGGUUUCAUUUCCGACGUGCGCGCGUGUGUGUGUGUGUGUUUGUGAGUGUGAGUCUGGGCUCUCGGCAGGCCGGGAUCUAGGAGACCGAACGGCUGAGUGCUGACCGUAUUUUCGCGUCGUCCGUUGACCGAGUGCGUACCGUGGCGUAAGAAAAACGGUGCCAGCAGAGGCAGCAGCAAACAGCAGCAGCAGCACUAAGCGGAACCAUUCGGAAAAGUUCCAGUUAGGCCCAGUGUUUUUCAAAAAGAGUGUCUUGCGUUUUGUUGAAAGAAAAACCAAACGAUUUUUUUUCUGGAGAAUCUGUGAGUGAUCGAGUGAAAGUACGGUCCAAACCUUCCUUUCACGCACCAAGAACGACCGCUCGUAGCUGGAAAACAUCCCAAAUUAAACAUCAAACAAAAUCGGCAGAAACUCGUGCCGCCAGUAACGGGUCUACCAGAACAUCGCAAAGUGCACAACAGCUCGCGGGCAUCUCGGCUUCGCAAUCCAGAACGUCUACAUUACAGUGUUGCAAUCUCGACCUUAAGUGCAAUUCCGUCCGUUUGCCGUGUGCGUGCUGCUCUUGUGUGUGUGUUGAUGUGUACAAAGAUAGUGGAAUAACGCUGUGUUAGUGCAAACGUUGGAAGAGCCGGAAAACUCCGGCUAGAAGCUGGACCCAGCUAGCAGACCAUCCGCGCCAUGCUUCUACGCUGAAGCCAACGAUCUUCCUAGUAAGAUACUAACGGUCCUGCUCGUUCGGAGCUUCUGACUCUGGAAAGGUGCUAGACAGCGCAAUAGCUUGUCUUCAGGCUUUUUCCAUUAAACUUCAUCGGAGAGCACAUUUGCCUCUAGUGUGAGGUUUUGUUUCCAGUGAAACGAACGAAGUUGUACAGUGCGUGAGUGAGUUUAGUUGCAAUAAGAACAGUGUUGAGUGCGCUUAAAGUGUUUCGUACGGUGUUUGUAGCUUUAAACUGGUGCUAACGAAGCUGCUAGGAUCCAAUACCACUUCCAAAGACUGGAAAGAGAUUAGUAGCAUCUCCAGCCAUGAUGCGCUGCUAGCCGCGACACACCAAUACAGCCGCGUCCGUGUGAUUAGGGUUAUUUGGUGAACCAUCCAACCAUACCUGCUCGGCCUCUUCUCAGCUCCCAGUGACGGUAGGACAAAAAAAUGAUGCGCAUUUGAUGGGAAGAUCGCAUGAUCGCGCGUAGAAGACGAACCUCGCACGAACCGCCGACCGCGUCCGCAGACUCUGCGUACGCAGACCACGGGGUUUCCGGUGUGAACUAACGGUGCAGUAGCAGCAGCAACACUUCCCCGUCAAACGCCGGCAUCCAAAAGCAAACCAAUCCAUCAUUUCUGGGACUGGGUUUGGCGUACAGAACGACUACACCGAGCGUCGAGCAUAAAGGGGAAGCAAGAACGCGCAACGGCUUCAAGAUGUCCAGUGUCGAUCUACGCCGGGGGACGGUCAGAUGGAGCAGUCACCAGCGGAGUGCCGCCCAGUUCGCUACCUCCCUUACCCUGCUGCUGGGCAGUUUGCUCUCGUCCGCGUACAGCAGUCCCGGGUUCCCGUUCACGUCAUUUCAAGCUAGCAGAAACCUUCGGCAUCUUCCCUGCGUGGUACGAAACACUGGUGAGGAAGGAAUUUGCAUGUUCGCUAUCGAUUGCUUUAAGGCCAAUGGCACACAUUUGGGCGUGUGUAUAGACAAAAUUUUCUUCGGAUCUUGCUGUCAGGUCAAUGACGAUCGGUUACUGUUUGAUCCCGACAUUACGGAUAACAGCAUCGAUCACAACUCGGUCGGUAACUUCCAGCACUUUCCACCAUCGGUGAACACGCACCGAAAGCCACCGCUCACGGAAACCCGCCUGCCAACAACGGCACCUGGCAAUGGGACGAAGUACGAGCUGCUCAGCACAUCCACGACCACGCGACGAACGACCUCCAAGAACAAUCGACGAACGACAUCCACCACCGUACGAACGACGAAAGCUCCCCAGAAGGUUCAACAGAAGGAUGAUCUGCAGACGACGACUGAGUACCAGGAGUUCACAACGUUCCAGUACGUGCAGAGCAGUAAAAACCCUGCCGGAAGUUCAUCGCCAACAUCGAACAAACGGCCUUCAGCACGUCCCAGCCCCAGUUUAGCAACGCAGGAUAAUCGUGUUUCUACGACCCGAACAACCACUUACAAACCUUACAAAACACGUCGUCCUACGACUAACAAAACCUCAACGGUACGUCCACCUAACAGACGACCUGCGCAACCACUAACGACUACGACCGAAGCGCCAACGACGACUCCACCAUCUACGACUAGGAAAGUCUCUGGACAGAACACGAGACAUCCAACGACUUCGUCAACGAUUGCAUCUCGCAAGCCGCCCAGUUCGAUUGCCGCUUCCCAGACACAGACGACCAUUGCGUCGAGACGACCAGCGACGACGCAGUCCACUCCGAAACCCGAAUCAACGACUCCCUCUGUCACGUAUUCCCGACGACCAACAACGUCUCCUUCGCUGGUACCUUUAACCAAACCGACCACGAACCGAAGACGGCCUACAACUACUACCACGACGACUACCAAAACGACUGUACCGGCCACGACAAGCUCGGAAACGACACGAGCGCCUCGUCCGCGCCCCAAACCAACAUCCCAAGUCGCCACUGUGCCGGCCACAUCGCUAGACCAUUUAGUUGAGACGCAUUCUUCGAGCUCGGAAGCUACAUCGAGUAGUGCUGUUCCCUCAAGCAGUACGAGUAAACCGACCUAUCCUUCGACCACGGUUAAAGUAACACAACCAACCACACCGACACCAACUCCAACACCGGCCUCUUCCACUACAAGAUCCACCCAAUCCGAACCGUCAGUGCAAUCUUCCACCAUAAAGGGUCCGGAGGCUCCGAUCAACCUUGGAGAUUCUGAGGAUCUCGCCUCCCUUUCCCGGCCUGGGCUGGUAACAUGGACUAGCAUCCUGGAAGACACACCGACCGAGCGUCCUAGCUCGAAUCAAGGACCGACCACUUCCAACAGCUGGAUACUCAUACAGACACUAACCCCGGAAGAGGUCGUUGCUAGUAAUCAAACUAACCAGCAUGAACCAUCAUCCUCCACUCACACACCGCCCGCAUCGGUCGAGGUGUCCUUCGCGCAGGACACUAAGCUACCGAUCGAGUCGCUUCUACCGGAGGCGGCCUACGUGUACAACACGGUCCCGGAGGAGGAACCCGCUCCAAACAUUCUCCUGCUGCCGGACGAUCUUUCGGUACAUUCGCAAGUAACGUCCACCUCUCGCUCACCCGAUCAAUCGUUGGAAGCGCAGUCGAAGACCACGGAGAGUUCGGUUGCAAGCAGCAGUACGACCGAACAGGUCAAAUCGAGUACUCUCCCACCGUACGAGCGAACGAGCACCACGGUGCGUCACUCAUCGAUCGUUCCACCGACAACCACUGACAGUACGACGAUCGUAACCAGACAUGGACCAGUGUCGUCCACCACCGCCCAGUCACAGAUCACUCAAUCACCCGCCAAACCCGGUAGCGAGGCGGUAGAAGCGAUUAACGAAUCGGUUGAGACGACAUUGUCCACGACGAUCGUAUCCUCCUCGCCGAGAACGACCGAGAUUCCUGUCGCCGCUGUUACUUCGACUCAUUUUACAUCCUCCGCCGCACCGACCUUAACGACCAGUGAUAUGUUUACGAGCGUAUCCGAACAGACAUCAUCAGCGUCUAGCGAGGAAUCUGGCACAUCCUCCACGACGGACGCUUGGUCGUCUUCGAAACGACCGCCGGCCGUCGACGUGUCGUCCACCACGGAAACCAUGCUCGUGCUCCGUGAGACGACGACUGCCGCUGAGGAGUCGAUCGAGAGCGCUACCGAAGGCAGCGGUGAGGAAGAAUCCGGUAGCGGCAGCGAAGAAGGCUCCAGCGAGGAAGAAGAAGAGGAAGAAGGAGAGGAAGGAGAGGAAGGUACGGAUGAAAGUGAAGAAACGACUGAUGCAACGACGGCCUCGAUCGAGAACGCUACCGACGCUACCCAGCACAAGCAAACGAACGAAAGCACCACCCCGGUGACAUCUUCCUCCACGGCAAGCUCCACCUCGGCAGCUCCCAGCAGUAGUAGUAGCAGCAGCAGCAGCAGCAGCCCAAGCACAGUGUCCUCGACCUCGCUCGUGCCCAGCACGAUGACAGCCUCAACCUUGUCACCGGUUUCGAUCUCCACCACGUCCACCUCGAGCUCAUCCCCAUCAACGAUGUCAACGUCCAACAACGUGACGACACCAACAUCAGCACCGGUGACAUCUGACCGUGGCCCAACAACGACCCAGGGCACGUCGACGACCGGCAUGCCCAUCAAGUUCCCCGAGCAGCCGGCCAGCAAUCAGACGGCGCUUCCGACAACGACCACCCUGGCGAUGCUUGCCAACGUCACCACGGACGGUGUUACGCUGGCGCCCGAUUUCCUGACCACCUCAACACUGCCGACGCUCGAGGGGAUCGAUUACCGAUCGGUGUGCGGCAAAAGGAUGUUCCCCGAGCCGCGUAUCGUCGGCGGCACGAAGGCAGCGUUCGGCCGGUGGCCCUGGCAAAUAUCGCUGCGUCAGUGGCGAACGUCCACCUACCUGCACAAGUGCGGUGCGGCACUGUUGAACGAAAACUGGGCCAUCACCGCGGCGCAUUGUGUUGACAAUGUUCCGCCGUCGGAUCUGUUGCUGCGGUUAGGCGAGUACGAUCUGGCAUUGGAGGAAGAACCGUACGGCUACCAGGAACGCCGCGUCCAGAUUGUGGCCUCUCAUCCACAGUUCGAUCCGCGAACGUUCGAGUAUGAUCUGGCACUUUUGAGAUUCUACGAGCCAGUUGUCUUCCAGCCCAACAUCAUACCCGUCUGUGUGCCGGAAAAUGAUGAGAACUUCAUCGGCAGAACAGCAUUCGUUACCGGGUGGGGUCGUCUGUAUGAAGAUGGACCACUGCCAAGCGUGCUGCAGGAGGUGACCGUGCCGGUGAUCGAGAAUAAGAUCUGCGAGACGAUGUACAGGAGUGCCGGUUACAUCGAGCACAUUCCGCACAUCUUCAUCUGCGCUGGCUGGAAGAAGGGUGGCUAUGACUCCUGUGAAGGUGAUUCCGGUGGUCCGAUGGUAAUUCAACGUACGGACAAGCGAUUCCUGCUCGCAGGUGUCAUCUCCUGGGGCAUUGGCUGUGCCGAGCCAAACCAGCCCGGUGUUUACACCAGGAUAUCGGAGUUCCGGGAUUGGAUCAAUCAGAUACUACAGUUCUGAAGCAACUCCAACUCCGCGCACAGGAGCACUGAAAAGAGAAACACACGCAGUAACCUCGCUGCUCUCGUUGAUGUAUAGAUCCUUGGAAAAAUGUUGCUCCAAGCGAGGGGAGGGCCUAUGGAACCUUUGGGGGAAACUCGAUCGACUUUGUCCGUCUCCCCACUCCCCCAGCAAUGGGCGUGUAGUUGUUGAUGUUUGAUACUACGUUUACUCAUUUGCGUACAGUUUUUUUUUCUUUUAUAAGCCGGCCUAUUUUGAUGAUUAAUCGGCCAGCUAAAUCUGGCCGAUUGAACAUCGAUACAGCCUUAGGUGACAGUCGUUUUGGCAAGCUUUCCGCCGCGACAGACAAACAGACGAGACAAAGUUUUUAGCUGACAGUUGUGUUAAGUUAUACCCGUUCCCCGUAGUUUUGCUCAAAGCAUCCAAUAACCCAGUGUGAGUUCCAGGACACUCAAAGGCAAGGUAUUAUAGUUAGUCGGCACUUCGGUGGUAGAAUCGACAAUCGUUACAAACGGAACAUUGAUCGUGAAAAGCAAUUGCUCGUAAAGAUCACACACAGAGUAUCUUUAAACCUAGCAACAACAAAAAAAAAACAGUACGAUAGUGAAGUAACGUCGGUUUUUCUUUUUAAAUUAAAGUAUGUUGUGAUAAUUAAAUGCAUCGUCGCAAACGAAGCCGUUUUGCGAACGUUUGCCCUGUGGGAAAGAACGUGCAGUAGUGGGAUGCACUCGGUGGAUGACUGGUGCGCGAACUAGAGUUACGACCGUUAACAGUAGUUAGACACUAUUUUGCAAGUAGAAAGUACACGUUACGCGCUAAGAUGACUUUAUUUAUUUAUUUAUAUUCAACGUUAGAUACAUUUGAUUGUGUCGCGCAUCUAGCUGAAGAGAACGGAACGAAAGGCGCACAGACAAACUGAGGAGCGUAGGGACAAACGGACACUUAGGCAACGUUAGAUUGACGAACAAUCGCAAAAGGUGCUACGACUUAAUGCAAGGCGAAUGUGUAACCGACGUGGACGGACGUGAUCGGAACAGGUUCUGCUAGUUUGUGUGACAAUUUUUCCUGUACAUAGUUUAUACUUAAGAAGCCAGAUGCAUUCCGAUGACACGAUAUUUAAAUUCGACUGUACUAUACUUUGAAAUAAACAUUUUAAACAACUAAA